AUGAGCUAUGUCGAUGCUCGACGGUGUGACGGGACUCUGCAAUAUGAGAAAACUUACCCUUGGGAGGAUGAACGUGGAUCUGCAACCGACCGUACAGUGGAAACUAAUGCAAAGGCUCAGCGCGUGUACGCGAUGCAACAGCAAUUGAUACCGACGCUUAAACUUGAACGUCCGCAGAAUACUGCAGCGAAUGAGCAUCUUAAGGAUGUGGGUCGGAGAGUGUUGAUACUUCGUGAAACCACAAAGAGGGCACAGGAAUAUUUAGAUCCCGAGAAGUAUCCAAAGCUUUCAAUGCCAAGUCAGUCGACUGAAUUAGACUCAAAUAAAGUUAUAGAAGUGGAAGAAGACUUCAAAGAGACAGAAAUGCGAAUCACUACUAUAUUAAUGGACCAGGAUUGGGAUACACGUGCGUGGAACUCGACCAAGAUACAGACUGCAAUCGAGACUUUAUAUGCACAAAUCGAACAUUCUGACGAUGAUUUUCGACGCGAGCUUGCCAUUUCUAUGCUUUUAAGGUUACUGAAAACUCAUGAAGACGCAAAGAAUCAUGUUGAAAUCUCGUUACCAGGUUUGGCAAGCAAAGCUUUUCGCACGUUUACAAAAGGCACGAAUAAUAUCAAAAUCUUUCGUAUGAUUCAGCUAGUUGCUGUGCUCGCCGAAUGGUUUGCUCAUGUUCUGUCAAAUGAAAACGUGGUGAGCAAAAUCAUAGCUUCUUUACUGCGUGAAACCGAGGUCUGCGCUCAAAUUUUACAGCAUCACUGGCGUGGCAGGUUGUUCAGGCGCGCAAUGGAUCGGCAGAAUUACGAUCUAAUCGUUCAAAGUCGCUUUCACUCGAUGCACAUGAUAAAACUGGUCGAAUUACGUCAUAAGCUUAAGCUUUUUCGAGAAGUAAAGCUGAGGCGUCAAGCUGACUUAAAGCCUGAAAGGAUCCGUCGGAUGGUGCUGUUAGAUCAGAGACAAAUUCUCAGCUCAGGCUUGCUCGUAUACCUGGCCGCGUUGAUUACUCGACGCCAGAAUCGUGAGACCAUUGAAUUGGUGAAAGGAAUUUUUGCGAGUAUUCUCGAAGGCCAUAGAAAUGAACACAUUGUAAAUAUUCUCCAAUGCAAUAUUGUGCAGAGAGUGCAAGUGGACCUGACGCGCACGUUGCAAACAUGUAGUGAUUGUAAUUUUGCUGUCACUUCAAUUCAGAGUUCGCUUAAUUUGCUACAUGCUAUAGCCUCCCAAGCUCAUGUGGCGACAGAACAAUGGGAUCCGCUACUCAGUUCCUACAGUGCAUGUUCAAGUCUUCUUGUAAAAGAAAAUUCAACUGUAAACAGUCACAAUUUCCUGCCGAGCCAAGAAGAGCGGAUUAUUCUGAUGCGAAAGCUGAAAUCAGCAGCUUGUCAAUUUCUGCUCAUUGCUGCAGUUUUUGAUACGUUGGUCAAGGUCCUUACUUGCUGUCGAGACGAAGAACAUGCCCUUCGAGCCCAGGCACUGGACACUCUGUGUCUGCUGACACGGUCCAUGGGCUUUUCACAGUUGCUUGACGCAUUGACGCGAGCUGGAGGUCGACAACUUGAAGUAGUACUGCAGUGUUUGAAAGAUCCUAAUGUAGUGGUGGCACAAGCUACAGCGAAUUUGUUUUACGAGCUAACGAGCCAUGCAGAUGUCCGACACGGGUUUACGAUUGCAGGUGCUGUGCAGUGUCUCAUCCAAUGGUGUCAACCCACUUUCGAAGCAUGUGAGUCUCGUAUGGCCUAUAUAAUGGGACUUAUCGGGUGCACAUUAUUAGCUCGGCAAACAAAACCAACCACAGCACUGGCAACCUUAAGCACCUUUGAAGAACGGAUCGACGCACUUUAUAAUCUUCUACUGGACCUAGCCAUGCAAGAUAAGACCUCCAUGAAAAGGUCUGCAUCCUUUCUAUUAUCCGUUAAUGUGUUGCUGAUAAUGUUAAAAUUCAUCACUCAAGUGUCACCAAGUUGUUUGGGGUCAUCGAUACAAAAUUCUCGUCAGCGUAACAUCAGCUGUAUCUUUCUCGGUCGUCUCUUUACAGUAACUCCAGUCGCUCAAGCGUGCUUUAGUGAAGAUAUCGUCAAUUAUCUUGCACUUUCGAUCCAAUGCAAUCGCCUGGAUAGAGUCGAAGGUUUUGUGGCUCAAAGCUCAUCGAACGAUUACUUGAUCCAUGAACUUGGAUCGCUAGAAGCAUGCAAGGCUUUGAGCCGACUAGCGCGAUGUCCGAGCAAGUUGUUAGAAGCACGACUUCAACCGUCUAGCACUUCCUUUCAGGUACCUGAGUUGCCACAAGCUUUGAUCUGCGAGGUCAUUUUUCGAUUGCAUGUACUAGAAGACUUGAUUGCGUUUAUUCGACCUUCAAAUGACGCAGGAAGCAUUGCACAUGUACAAUGUCGUAAAGUUGUUGCUGCUGUGGAACUCAUGGGAUAUCUCCGACCGUUGCCAUAUGGUGAACGAGCUCGUGAAAAGUUUCUCAAGUUUUACGAAACCCAUCCGGAUGGAAAAUACGCCCAGGCUAAACUGGAACAACUCGUUAAGCUGGUUUGUCCAGCCAUUUUGCGGAUACUACGCGACAGAUAUGCCGACAUUCACCUUGUUAGUGCGUGUUGCGUAGCUCUGAGUCGGUUAGCGUGCACAAACUCAGCAUGCCAUAUGAUGCUUAUGCAAGGAUGUUUGCAGAUAGCUUUGAUUCACUUACCUGACAAUCCCAUUUCGAUUGGACCACCAGCAUCUUCGCCGAAAACGUUUGGACCAAAGUCGGAGGUAUCGCAUGACAAUCACGAACUCCUUGACGUACCAGCUUCACUGUAUUCGCUUUUUGGCAAGCUCUGUUCAGUUGCAAAGGGGCGCAGUGGGAUCAUGCGUGCUCAGGUGUUACCUCAUUUGCUCAAGCGAUUGCAGAUGGAGCACCCGAUUUUACAAAAGUGUGACGACGAAUGCAAAAGCGAAAUUGCGGUCGUCAUUUCUCGGCUUGCGGUGGUUAAUGCUGUUGAAGGGAGUGCAGGAGAGCUUUUUGUACAUUUUCGAGUGUUAGACUUGCUAGCAAAAAUACUUCAGCAACAUCAAAGUCUUCGACUUACUCUGGACUUUUCAUCGAAACAAAACAACGAUGAUGUGACGAAAUGGAGGCUUCUGGUAAAUUCUAUCGGUGCUAUUGCAGCUCUUAGUCAAAAUGUUCUUGUCUGUGUUCCCCGCGUGGUGGCACUUGAUAUCGUCGCUUUGCUGUUUCCAUACCUUGCCAUUAAGUGCUCACUGAAUGUCAACCUUGAGUCACUGCAGUACGACGCAGUGACUAUAAUUCGAUCAAUUGCGUCGUAUCCCCAUGGGCGAUUUCAUAGCUAUCUUUCGAGCGUAAGAGGAACCUAUUUUGAUGAAAAGUUAGUGGACAAGACCAAGCAACCGUCCGACACUGAUGAUGAAGUACCAUCAACAGUGUUAAUGGAUAGAAUCAAACAGAUUGCAUUUGAUUACAAAUUGGAGCUGGAAAACAAAAUUAUGACGUUGCGGGACAAGACAUCGGUCGGGGAACUUGCUCGAGAUACCUUGGCUUAUAUUAAUGAGCAUCAGCAGCGACUAUAUGCAGAGCAGCGUCAAGAACAUUGUUCCAAAUCAAACGUUGCAGAUAAAUUUAGUGCAGCACUGACGUCGUGCCCAAGUUCGAAAUACUACAAGCUUCAUGCUUCAAUGCCCAGCGUGCCAAAAUCUUCAGAUGCAUAUUUGGAUGAGGUCAAGACCUGGAAAGCGGCUAGAGGAGCUGGUUCAGCUACUUCUGGCUAUUCAAUAAAUGCACCCUCUGUUUUUGUGCUUGAGAAAGGAUGUAAAUCACCUGUGAAUUCGAACGGAGUGAAUAUUGCAAUGACACGACCACCAGGAAACAUGAAAUCGUUGCCUUUACCUAGAUCUCCCCACAAUAUUAUGACUAGGUCAAUGUUAAACACUAAAAAGCGAGACAAGAAUUUUGCUCACUGCUUAAUGCUAGAUCCGCUUUUCAACACGCCAUAG
Messenger RNA from Plasmopara halstedii, 3996 nucleotides. RefSeq names its product Armadillo-type fold. The coding region runs from base 1 to 3996 and encodes 1331 amino acids. NCBI's taxonomy places the organism in Eukaryota, Oomycota, Peronosporomycetes, Peronosporales, Peronosporaceae. The transcript is spliced from 4 exons. The record is from RefSeq and is a predicted model, not a curated record.